Lytechinus pictus (painted urchin) is the source of this 3420-nucleotide messenger RNA. RefSeq lists its product as uncharacterized. Gene Ontology annotation, molecular function: ATP binding; protein kinase activity. The record is from RefSeq and is a predicted model, not a curated record. The transcript has 2 exons. Bases 420 to 1634 code for a protein of 404 amino acids. Gene Ontology annotation, biological process: protein phosphorylation. NCBI's taxonomy places the organism in Eukaryota, Metazoa, Echinodermata, Echinoidea, Temnopleuroida, Toxopneustidae.
GUAUUUGAAUCUUCCAUAGCGACACGCUCGUAAACGCAUAGUAGAUUAAUAAUCGUAUACUGCCGUUUGGGGAGCAUGGGUAAUGUUUAGUCAUGCGAGGACCGCUGAAGAUUAACUAUUUGGAUACAGGAUAGAUAUUAUUAAGCUGUCAUUGGCGAGAGGAGGAAUUAGUCAUUUUCCACGCUUUCUGUCAAUUUCAGCGAGAUCGAGCUCACUUGUUGCGCAACUUCAGACGCAGACGGUAGCAGUAAUAAACAGUGUUUUUGGAAUCGAGCUCGUCGACGUACAUGUAGUUGCGACAUAUGGAAAGUAAACGAGACUUUCAACGGUAAUUUACGGUGAAGAAGAUUGAACUGCAUAAAUUGAUUCAUUAACUUUGCUUGGUUACUUUGCUGAUCUUCCAAGGAAAUAAGUUCAACAUGCAUCAGUAUACUGAAGUGGAGAAGCUUCGCGCUGGCUAUUUCGGCAUUGAAUAUAAAUACAGAGAGAGGGGUAUCAACGGAAAGGAUCGACUUGGCAAACUUGUACCGGUGAGCAAGCGAGGAAAAGCCAAGUGGGUCUUGGAGCAGUACUAUCGGAAGAUGGUUUUAAGACUCCCAAAACACGACAACUUAGUCAAGAUCAAAGCAGCUUUUUUGAACAAAGUCACCGAAGACGGCGAAGACGAGGAUGAUAUGUUUUUAUGCACAGUUUGGAAGUUAUACGGUGAGAAGAGUCUAAACCUGAAUGCUUAUCUUCUCUCUCGUCAUGACAGACUUAAUGAUGAUGCCUAUAAAUCACUGAUGAUGCAGUUAGCCCAAGCAAUGGAACAUCUUCAUUCUAAUGGUACCGCCCAUAAUGCGUUAACACCUCACAGCGUAAUGAUUGUCGAAGGAGUCAAAGGACAAGCCGUGGUCAAAGUAGGAGAUUAUGGACUGACCCAAGUAUGUGGUGCAGCUUGCAGUCAGGACUAUAAACCAGAUGGACAACUGCCUAGGAGUUUGGACUUUUACCUGCCUCCAGAAGCCGCCAAAGAGGGUUGGGGACAUCCAGGUCAAGCCAACACCACGGCGGAUAUUUUCAUGCUUGGACUCCUGUUCAGUGCGAUGACCGAGCAUACAGUACUGGAAGGAGCUGAUCAAAAUGAAGAGACUAUUAUUGCUACUUUUGUCAAGUUCCCAGGGUACGGUGCUGUGCCGAUUGGAAAGUUCCUGAAUACCAACCCUAGCAUCAAUCUUGAUCAUCAUCUUCAUAGCAAACUCAGUCCGGAGCUCCGCAGUCUGGUCCGACGAAUGACUCUCAUUGACGUCGACUCUCGACCUCCGGCCAACGGCGUCAUCCAUAUGCUGACUGCUUGCGAAGCCAUUCGAGGAAACGAGAAGACAGGGGCGAAUAUCGAGUCGCAAACAACGACCAGGUCGUCGUCGACGUUGCCACGGAAUACGACGGUGACGAGAAAGACGAGUAUGAGAAAGAGAGCAGCCACCAACCCAGCCAUGUUCAACCCUUGUGUAUCACCACCACAAAUGCCUAGGAUGAGCUCUGCAUCCGUCAUCAAGCCACCAGCACCAACCAAAACCAAUUUCAUCAGGAAAGCAUCAAUGAGGGCCAACAACUACUUGAGAAGAAGUCGAUCAGUCAAGAUUUCAAAUUGAUAGGAUCAUUACGGCUUGGAGCUGCAGGUACAUAGAUAAAUGACUUGCUUUGUGUGCGUGGGAUUCUCUAAGAUGUCUGGUAAACUCUGAAAUCUGCCGAUAAUUUCCGAUGAAAUUUUGAGUUUUUGGCAAUCUAAGGACAAGCUCUGACUCAUCAUGAGAGAGACAAGGAUCUUUGGCUCACAAUCAAGUCGAUGUGUUUAAAGAAAUAAAUUCGCGAGUUUUGAGAUUAGAAUUUCUACCAAACAAGUUAUGGGUAGUGCAUAGUGUGUAGUCAGCAGGCCCCGAGCAUGCUGAAGUAGAAGGCAUGCAUAGGUCAGAACAGUUACAUCUCUGUUUAUAAUUACCAUCUUAAUGUUUUCUCGACUUUUAGAAGUUUAAAUACGUCGAUGCAUAGCCUUGUUCGAAUACCUCUAACAUUAUGCUCAUCCCUGACAAAUCAAAGGGACAUCCAACCCAAAUAAAAAGCUUUUGUUUUGAGGAAAAGGAAAAAUCAGACAGGUACAUGUAUAUAGGUGGAAGUUUGAACAAUAUCGGACAAACAAUAAGAAAGUUAUGAAUUUUUAAUUAAAAGUUUAUUAAAAGAAAAUUGUAAUUACUAUCAAAUUGGCCGCAUGUGGUGAUGUCAUAGUGAUGUGAGCACUGAUCUCCCCAAUGGAUGUACAGUAAGGCAAGGACUAAUCUACCAUUUACUCCAAUACAUAAAAUGGCUAAAAUGUCCCUUUUUGUUCAGUGUUGCCUCAGCCAAUAUCUUUUUUCUUUCACGAGGACAUAAAACAAUAUAUGCUACUUUGUUUUACUUUAAUUACUGCUCAUGGGAAUAAUUGUAGGUACUGCGUACAUGUAGAAAUCCAUAAUUCUGUUAUGGCUUAUGGGAAAGUUGUUCCUUUCUACCACUUGUAAGGAAUUUUUCUAUCAUCAAUUUAAAUUGACAUAGUCUUACGGAUCUCAACUUUAAAACAGCCAUAACUUACUUAUUGCUUGUCUGAUUUCUGUUAAACUUUCACCAUUCUAUUUUACUGAAUUUUCUCUCUCACACAACAUUUUUCUGACCGGUUUGGGUUCCUCUUUGACUGUAAUGAAGACUUGCUUUGCUAGAGUGAAUAUAAUUGUAUAUCUUAUAAGGAUAUAGUGUGUUUUACUUGAAUAUAUAUCGAUUUGAACAUAUUCAAAGAUUGUUGAAUGUUUUCAUACGUCAUCAUUUUAGGUACCAUGUAUCACAUCAUGCAUUUGCAUAACAUUCCCCAAAAAGAACUGUUUUCACAUGUUUUCUAAAAUGUCUUUAUGAAUAUACCGUUAUAUUCUUCAUUUAACAUUAAUGUUUGAUAUAAUGUUUAGUCUGAAAUAUUGUAUUUUCUUGUAAAAACGUUAAGUUAUUAUGUUUUCGAAAUCUUAUGAUAACAUUUCUAAAAACGCCUCCAAACUAUAGCUUUUAAAACAUGUCGAUUGUCAUUUUUAAAUGUUUUUUACCAUACGUAAUUACGUAUUAACCAUACGUGUUGAUGUUUAACAGUCUUUAUAGCAUUCAGCUAUACUGUACACAUACGGUACACCACACACAUGUAUUUUAAAGAGGGCUAAAUUUUCGAAACGGUGUGCUAUUUGCCGGGGCUAUUUGUGAUUUAGAGAGCGAGCAAAACAAUUAUCAUUUUAUUUUUACCAAUUUAAAUCGUGUCAUUAUAUUUGUGGUGAGAAAAGAAUCUACACGUAAAUAUCUUUAUUCCUAGCACCUCAAUUCGCGCCUAUAUAGUCGCAAGUCUACACAUGGGAUAAUUGAAAAGCAGUU